UCGGUAUUGUAUAUUACGUUUUAAUACGUUACGCAGCGGCAAGUGCGAUUGUGUAUUGUGCUCAGCGACCAGUCCGAGCGAUGACUCGGCCGAUGCAUCAAGACGCUGCCGCCGCCGCUUUUUUACGGAGGACUAUGGCGCUGCUACUUUUGCUGUUGGUGUUCUCAUCCUUGUCGUCGUUUCCAUCGGUCAACGCCGAGUGCCCGGACAAAUGCACGUGCAUCGGUACGAAUGUCCGCUGCUCUUUCCAGCAGCUGGACCGGAUACCCGACCGCAUAUCUCCGGCUACCACCGAGCUGAACUUGAGUUAUAAUAAAAUCAGGGAUAUCGAACCGAAAUCAUUAACUCAUCUGACAGAGUUAAAGACUUUAAUGUUGAGCUACAAUAAUAUAAGUGAUGUGAAAAAUGGUGCAUUUGCAAACCUUUCGAAGCUUCGGAGAUUAUUAUUGUAUAAAAACAAUAUCGAAAACAUCGAGACUAGGGUUUUUAAUGACUUAACGAGUUUGGAAUCCUUAUUCUUGCAUCACAACAAAAUUCAUAAGCUCGAUUUCGAAAUGUUUAAGGGACUUACAAAACUGAAUAUACUGUUUUUACACACCAAUAUGAUAAGAAAAAUUCCACCUGGAAUAUUUGAUUCAUUAACGUCGUUGGGUCGUUUACGGCUUGACAACAACCCGUUGACGUGCGAUUGCGAUAUUCUGUGGUUUGUAAACGUGCUGAAUACAACUGACUUCUCGAUGGUGUCCCCGACGUGUAAUUUUCCCGACGAAAUAAACAAAAAAUAUCUGAUGGAAAUAACCGAAGACGAUUUUCAUUGCUCGUCUCCGGAUGUAACCGUGGUACCAGAGAACAAGACGGUGUCGGUCGGUGAACAGUUACAACUCUCGUGCAAAGCUGUAGGAGACCCGGAACCUUUUAUAACGUGGGCCAAAGACGACAAGGAUCUAGAACUUGACCAAAGAGUUCAGGUAUUUCAAAACAAUACAUUGAUUAUAUCUAAAGUGGAAAGAACAGACGGCGGUCAAUAUAAGUGCGUGGCGUCCAAUUCUCUUGGACGAAAAUCUUUCGAGGCGAUGGUUAACGUAAACGAUUUGGCGGAAAAUGGCUGUAACACCAUGUUUGGAGUAAUACCAUGUUUUUUUUUUAUUAUUAUUAUAUUAGCGAAUUGCGUAUUGUAUAAUGACAUAUUGUGAAAAAUGUAUAAUUAUUUUAUUUGUGACUUGUGUAUUGUAUAGGUACAAUAUAUUAUUAUUAUAUUAGUGACUUGCGUAUUGUGUGUAUACCAUAUUGUAAAAUAUAAAAUAAAGUAACCAGAACUGGCAGAACUACAAUAUA
This is a messenger RNA of Metopolophium dirhodum (rose-grain aphid), 1335 nucleotides long. RefSeq names its product peroxidasin homolog. The record is from RefSeq and is a predicted model, not a curated record. Gene Ontology annotation, molecular function: protein binding. The transcript is spliced from 9 exons. Bases 81 to 1193 code for a protein of 370 amino acids. Lineage: Eukaryota; Metazoa; Arthropoda; Insecta; Hemiptera; Aphididae.